Molecule: messenger RNA, 4374 nt
Organism: Symbiodinium sp. CCMP2592
Lineage: Eukaryota; Dinophyceae; Suessiales; Symbiodiniaceae
Source: the annotation of a GenBank genome assembly
AUGCUCGACUCCGAGAUGCACUACGAGCGGAAAUACCCGACCCUCCCCGGCGCCAACAACAGCCGCUACAUUCCGAACUGCCCCUUCAACACGAUCCACCGCGAGGACCACGGCACGACCCGCCCGAAGGUCAUCAGCAAGCUGCACGGCGAGAUCAACAGCAGGACAUGGCUGACAGCACGACGCAAGACCGGCACACGCAAACCCAUGCCGGGCGAGUUCUGCAACACGGCUACCAGCCGGGACCACGACGUGACCCUCCCGCAGACAGCCUGCACAUAUGGCGGCCGGAUCAGCGAGAAUCAAUGCAUAGCCUGCCCAAAGAUCAAGGAGCUCAACACCCUGCAGCUCGACAGCCAAGUGAUCCGCUACCCGCCCUACUACACGAUCCGCCCGAAGACCUCCGGAGCGAAGCACGCCGGAAAAACCGGCGAGGACCGGACCCAGACCGUGAACGAGCACCCGACCAUGAUCCACCGCAAGAUCCGGGAGCACAACUACAUGCUGAGCAAGCCCUACGACAAGCCUCUGCUCAUCACUGUCCUGCCAGCGGCGGCGUUCGACGAGCCCUUCCUGGCGCACGACGCCAUCGAGGACCCCGGCUACAUGGAAGAUACCGAACUCAUUCGGAACCAUUUUGGCAGAGCCUGGUUCCGACAUUGGCAGAGGCGACAAACCCCGGACAGCACAGACGCACGCCUCGACCAGCACGCCCAACACCUCGUGGAUGAGAUCGCCUACGUGGUCCACCUGGCAUGGUGGCGGGAGGGAACGAUGACUUCGCACGGCCAGCCAAUGCGAAGAUGCGGAUGCCUGGACAUGGACUGGGAAGACGACGACGACACUUCAAACAGUGAGGAUACCGCCUCAGAACACAGCCGCUCGAGAAGCCGAUCCCCUCCACCCUUGACAACAGCUGAGCGCGAUAGACUCUACAAUUAUCGACAUCAUGCCGAACGACCCCCACGACCUGGAGGAGCCCACAUCCACAAUGCCUCCGCAAGCUGCUCAGGCAACGCACUAUGGAAGUGGCAGGGCCAAACGACUUCACCGCCGACGCCUCCUACGCCCACACCCUGGACUAUGACUUCGAGCACACCCGGCGACUCCACAACCGACGGGUACAUCGACACGGAGGAGACAUGGCUCAUGGCGGACAGAGCCAAGAUCCCGGCAAACAAGAGGAGCCCCACGAGGCUCUGGAAGGAGUUGCCGGAGAGCCGCAAGAGCUCUAGCACAUGCGUCCUGCGACCACCAUGGAAGAGGCAGAAUAAUCCACCACUCAAACCGAGACCACCGAGCCAGUCACCGCCAAAAUGCCGACCCGGGCCAAAGAAGAGGCCGCAGCCACGUGGAGGCGAAGUAGCAGCCCCAGCGACUCCUCCCACGGCACCGACUGACCACCCAGAGGAGUCCGAGGAAAUCAGCCGGGACGAUGCGGUGGCCAUAUGGCAAUCGCUUCUGGAAAUGGAGUCGCACGAAGCUCUGGCUCCAGCCGAAGUGCCGGUACUCCCGGCGCUUGCUGCCGACAACAUCGUCGAAACCCUGGUGGACAAGCCGGAGCCGGUGCACAAUGCCCUACUUGAUGCCUUGCCAUACUUCUUAGGCCGCCUCCAGGUUGACAUAGCGGAUGCCGUCGAUCGCGCCAGAAAACUCCGACAGCAAAUGAAGGAGGGCACGGAUGGAGGAGCCUCAGCGAGCACUGCGGCGCCCCGCCAAAGACCACCACCGAGUGCCUAUGAGACGGAGGAGGACGGGAACGAGGACGACGAGAACAUCUACAUGCAGACAUCUAUGAGCUCAAAGGCAAAGACACCUGACACGGUGAGCUCCUCGACGCCCAAAUCUAUGAUGUCCCUGCUUCAAGAACAUGAUGGUCCGCUCCUUGCCGACCGGGCCCAAUUUGAAUCGCUCUUUGUUGCCUACUGUGACGAAGUUCCUGAAGCACCUGAAGCAGACGCCCUCAUCCUGGAAAGUGCAUGGGUAACAACAUGGUGGCGACGCAUAUGUGGUUACCCAGAGCUCAGCAACGAGGACAUUGACAAGGCCAUGGAAGACAUGGAGGAGCCCGACGACCGCCUUGAUCGCCAAGCGCAGGAAGCGCACGAGAACGCCAUGGAAGCGCAGUACAUCCAGCACCUUCAAGAAGCAGCUGCCAAGCAUACAGGAACCCUCCUAGCGGAGCAGGCCAAAGAACAAGACGCCAAGGUGAUCGACGCGGCAGGUGGAUGGAGCUGGCGCCCGCCGAGCAAACGCUUGAGGAUCGGCGUAUGCAUAGAUGAUGGAACAAAGUCGCAAGCCUGGGAUUGGGAAUUGGAUGCAGGCCACACCUUCCAGCUGCAUGUGAAGGCCAGCAAACUGGACGAACCCGGAACCUGGCUACAUCGCGGAGUACCAGCCCCUCUACAACAUGUACCACCUGAGCUCCGAGAUCCUCCACGUCCACCAGCACCACUUGCACCUAGGGCUCCCCGGACCUAUGACCUCCACCGACCAGCAACGCGCGAGCUCUUUCGCCGUUGGAAGGAGGGGCUCAUCUCGGACCAAUCGGUUGUGUCGGCCAGCGACACAGGGAUGCUCAACUUUUUCCGCGGAGUGGCCGACAUCCCGCCAGAAGUCUUUGAGGAAUUGGACAACCUCGACACCUUCAGCCUCCAGGCACCCCAAGAAGCAGGUGAACAACAAGCCGCAGCAUCCACAUCCUCGCCAGCCGGGCAAACAGCGGAGAACACCAUCGACACCGCCGACCGCGAGACCGUCCUACUGCCGCCGACUCCCAACACCCUUGCACCGGCCCUCGACAUGCAGUUGCAACAAGAAGACGGGGAUGCACAGUCGAACCCAGAUCUUUAUUACAAUAGCUGCCGCUGGCUCGAAGAACAUGGAGCAGUACCAGAUGGUGCCGAACGUGACGAUCGCAGGCUCGUGGCCCGGGUCGCCAGCGCGGCGAGCGUGCUGCGCCAGCGCGCCCCGCAGCUGAGCUCCUGGGAGAUCGAGGCAGCGCUGCCAGUGAUGGAGAAUGCUGCCAAGGACAUCUGCGACUUGUGGCACCAGCUGCGGAACAAGCUUGAGAUCCGCCUGCGCAGCGAGCGGUGGCGCAGCCUCGCGAAGGAGAUGUCUCUCAGCGACGAGCUUGUGGAGAAGCUCGAGGUUAUGCAUGUCGAGACGCAGUCCUUUGGUGUUCCCGGCCUCACGGUUAUACCGCCUCCACCGGUGCAUCCGCCCCCCCCACCACCAGCUGCCGCCACAGCCGCUGCUCCUACCGGUGCAGCUCCUACCGGUGCAGCUCCUACAGCUGGGGCAGGCGCGGCUCCGCCGGCUAUGCCUCCCAUGCCUCCGAUACCCAACAUCUUCGGAUUGCCCAUCCCCCUGCCAGUCCCAGCCGGGCCGGCGGGCGGUCCUGCCGCCAUUCUCCCCGGCCAGCCUUCUCAGGUUCCUGGUGGGGCGGUGCCAAUGGCUCCGAUGCCCCCCGGCACUCUGCAAACCCCACUCAUCCUGCCCAUGCCCUUGGUGAAUCCUGCGGGACCCCAAGCGGCCCCUGCAGCCCCCGCGGGCCCUGCCGGACCUGGCGUAGCCACGCCAGCCGUUGCGGCUGCCACCGCUAUAGCUUCCAGUACAGCACAGCAGGUCGCCGGCGUGGUGCACCAGCUGAUUAACCAAGUCAUGCAGGCUGGCCCCAAUGGCGGAGCUGGAGGCGCCGGAGCCGCCGGGCCUCCUCCGACAGGACCGCCCCCAGGCCUCGGAGGGUUACGGGACAGCCUGCGCCUGAACGUCAUCCGCGUGCUGCACUUCAGCCUGGGGGAUCAAAGGAUCGCCGGGCGGCUGCACUUAGGGAUCGAGUCGGAAGUGCAGAGAGAGACCCAGGGCGACCGGACGACUUCCCCGGCACGUCCCGACAUUCUCUGCGUAGAGGUAGAGCUCGCCACUGGUGACGACGCCUUUAAGCCCUUGGCGGCAGCCCACCGAAUGGUGCAGUUCUCGCCUCCGGGUGCGGACGGCAGCCGGUCGUUUGGUCCGUGGACCUGUACAGACAAGCGCGAGGUGGAGAGGCGUUGGCUUGAGAUGCGCGCGAAGGCCUUGGGUGUGCUCGGGCUGUCCCUUGAGCUGAAGCAGUUCAUGCGCCUGAUGGCCGGUCUCUUGGGCGCAGCGUUGCUGGUGGAGCCGGUUUCCCACCGCCGCUUGUGGCAAGGGCUGAAGACGGUCUCUGGGCCAAGCCAGUCCGCACGCCUGAGGAUUGGCCUUGGAGGUCUCGGAUUGGCGGGCCUUGCCGAGCAGGUCCAGAAUGCACGGCCUUUUCCAGACAUGGACAACGGUUCGCUGCCACUUGGACCCGCCGAGCUGCUUUCGCAUCCGCCUUUCUCGGACUUCGUCUGA